This is a messenger RNA of Emericellopsis atlantica, 1644 nucleotides long. RefSeq lists its product as uncharacterized. The transcript is spliced from 4 exons. NCBI's taxonomy places the organism in Eukaryota, Fungi, Ascomycota, Sordariomycetes, Hypocreales, Bionectriaceae. The coding region runs from base 1 to 1605 and encodes 534 amino acids. The record is from RefSeq and is a predicted model, not a curated record.
AUGGCGUCCACCACGAACGAAUCACCUCGCGUGGACUUUCAGCAGCGAUGGCAACCCGACGAACCUCGACCCUUACACAUCGUCAAACGGAAUAGCAGUGCCACCUCUGCAAAGCAUACCUGCACAACAAGCAACUCGAACAUGGAGGGAAAUGCCAAAGCGGAUGCGACAGACGAACCGGACCUGGCCAUCGUGAAAAGGAGAAGUGGCAAAGCUCGGCCUGCGGAGGUCUUGAAGGACGAAGACGUAUUCUCCAACGCCGACAUGGAUCUUGAGCCCGCCGGGGCGCAGAGUCUGAGAGUGAGGAAGACACGCGCGAGCGAGCCUUGCGUCGGUGGAAGAUCAACAGCACAAACCUGUGCCGCGUCUACCCUUGCGUCAUAUCGCCAAAGCAGAGGCGAGAUUCCCUUUCCCUGGGUCCGAUCGCCACAAAACCAUGAGACUACACGAAAUUCGGUACCUGCUUGGCAACAGCCGCAUCGUCAAGGAUCUUCGCUCAGCGGUUAUACCCGUAGAGAGUCUUGUGUUCUGUGUCCACAAGUCGAAGUCACUACAGAGUGCGCGUCGCUUGAUUAUGACCAAAAACAGCUAUGGAUUUGUGUGGAGGUACUUGGUAAAUUGGCCAGAGUGUCGGGGCGAUCCUCGUCCAACAGCACGAGCAGCACCAACAAGGACAACACCGGCGGUGUUCUGACCGGCUGCUUUAUUGAUCAUGAACUGGACCGCUUCUUCGAUCAUGGCUGUUUGUAUGACCUCACUGUAGACGUUCUACCAGUGCAAGACACAUCGAUAUUACAAGUCAUUACGGAGCAGAGCUUUCCCACCACCAUUUAUGCAGGAUCCAGCGUGCUGUUGUUGGCUCACAUUGCAAUUGCUCACGAGCUUCCGCCGGCUAGUCAUGGCCAGCACAUACGCCAGAAGUCUAAUGAACUUAUCGAGGAUCUCGAAAUGAAGUUAGGAGCCUUGCAGCUUGCCUACGCAAAGAUCAGGGUAUCGUUUGCGCACUCUGCGUUUCCAGCAUUCGACCAAACAGAGUCUGUGGGCGGCAUAUCGGCCAUGAGCAGCAGAAUGGAGACCGUCGCCACGGCCAAACUUAGACGGUACGAUGCCUUGUCUCCAUGGUCACCUCGUCCAGCGCCUGCGCCCGAUCUUCUCUCUCCUUUGGUUAAGAAGCACUGGGGUCCAAACAAGGCAAGGGAUGUGAUGCAACAGGUUUCGGCGGGGAGAUCCGCGCCGGCUGGGCAUGGGCAAGCUGGAGCUUUGUCCUACAACAUACAGUCACAACAGCGAUCGGCUAGCCCUGUUCAGAUGCGCCACGCGCCUCCCGCUAUCCCACACAGACAGACAAGCUUGCGAGGAGAUGCUACGUUCAGCUCCCAUCGUUCGCGGGGUACAAGGAGCGUGGUACCUCGAGCGAGCCACGGAGAGAGUCCGCGGCGAUCGGGACAGUCAGAAGCUGGAUCCGUGGCAGACCAAGGCUUGUUCCUGCCCACACUUGCAGAUUUCGGAUUGAUAGGUCGGGUGACCACUAGAUCACCCUGCAAAACAAGCGUCAGGUCAAAGAAAGCAGAUGCAGGGCGGUGGAGUUGGGCCAGCUGGUUUUAGCCUGGGAGCAGGUACCAUCCGAGACAUGAUAACAGAAGA